Molecule: messenger RNA, 2940 nt
Organism: Oncorhynchus keta (chum salmon)
Lineage: Eukaryota; Metazoa; Chordata; Actinopteri; Salmoniformes; Salmonidae
Product: RNA binding protein fox-1 homolog 1-like
Exons: 12
Coding region: 381-1562 (393 amino acids)
Biological process (GO): nervous system development; regulation of alternative mRNA splicing, via spliceosome
Cellular component (GO): cytoplasm; nucleus
Molecular function (GO): mRNA binding
Source: RefSeq, a predicted model, not a curated record
CAUGUGUUUCUGUCUGUCAGGCCGACCAACUGACAGGCUGACAGACACACAGCAGUGUUCUUUCUAACUUCUCUGCCACUUCCUGUCUUCCUACCUAGACAGGCUGACUGUUUCUUAGUUCAGGGGGUUUGUUUUAAUUGUUUUAAGCUGAGAGGUUGACUGUUGACAGUUAUCUUUCUGACUUUACAGCUCUUCCUCUUAUUCACUUGGACCUUCUGUGUUUUCAUCACUUGGAUUCUACUCUGUCUUCUUAGAUUUUCCUACCUUGUUUUUUUCAUCUCCUCUGAGCAUAUCAUCCUCUCCCUUUCCCCCUUCACCCUCUCUUGUCCUCCCAUCUCCCCACCGUUCCCUCUGUCCUGGUGGUUUUCGGGCUAUGCACCAUGCUCUCUACUCCUACAAUGAUUCUUCAGCCUUACGGACUGCCCGUCUAUCCCCAGGGUGCCCAAUGUUACCCCAGCCUAGUACAGGGAGGCCCUGGGCAGGAGGCCUGCCCCGGCAGUGGUGACCCCACCCUCCCCCAGGUCUAUGCCCAGCCUCCCUCAUACCCUCCACCAGGACAAGCUCCUCCCACACCUGCAGGCAGACUUCCUCCUCUAGACUAUAGUCCCGCCCACCCCAACUCAGAGUACCAGGAGCAUCACCAGCUCAGAGUCUAUCAGGGUCCGCAACAUGAAGGGGCUGACACUCUGGCAGCCAUUAGCACGGACGAUGCCCUGGUUCCGGUGACCUCUGACUCCCAAGCUCUGAGCGUGUCAGUGUCAUCAGGGGGCGGAGCAGGAAGUGGUAGCGAUGAGGAGGGGUCAGGCAAGGCCCAGCCCAAGCGUCUCCACGUUUCCAACAUCCCCUUCCGCUUCAGAGACCCGGACCUCAGACAGAUGUUUGGGCAAUUUGGCAAGAUCCUGGAUGUGGAGAUUAUCUUUAAUGAGAGAGGGUCAAAGGGUUUUGGGUUCGUGACCUUUGAGAGCGCAAUGGAGGCAGACCGAGCUAGGGAAAAACUGAACGGAACGAUCGUUGAGGGGAGGAAGGUUGAAGUGAACAAUGCUACAGCCAGGAUAGUCACCAAGAAGCCCCAAACACCUCUUGUGAAUGGUGAGGUUUCAACCCCUGGAUGGAAGAUCAACCCUGUCAUGGGAGCGAUGUAUGCACCUGAACUCUACACCGGUGAGUUUCAAUUUGCCAGUUUCCCCUACCCCGUAGCUGCUCCCACCCUGGCCUAUCGGGGCUCACCACUGCGUGGGCGGGGCCGGGCUGUCUACAACACAAUUCGCUCAGCUGCUGCAGUCCCACCCACUGCCAUGCCCGCCUACCCUGGAAUGUCUCCUUUCAGUGUGCUGUACCAAGAUGGAUUAUAUGGAGCUGAAGUCUAUGGCGGGUAUCCUGCAGCGUACAGAGUUGCCCAAUCACCAUCCGCUGCCACAGCAACAUACAGUGAUGGAUAUGGCCGAGUUUAUGCUGCUGCAACGGAUCCCUACCACCAUUCAGUGGGACCCACGGCAACAUACGGCGUCGGAACAAUGGCCAGUCUGUACAGAGGAGGAUACAACCGCUUCACCCCUUACUGAGCUGCCCAAUGGGAGCCUGGAAGCCGUUCUGUGACAGGUUAUGACAUCACUGAGCUCUGUGUCACCUCCUGUCUGACUCUCUCCACCCUCCACUUGUCAAAUCCAACCGACUGAACGUGUAAAUAUUGUAGUAGUUAUUAACGAUUUAUUCUAUCAGAGAAUACAUAUAGAAUAAAGAGCCUGAUCUAAUGUAUAGACAGUUAUUUAAAAUCUUUAUUUUACACUUAAUCUGUAUUGUUUGUGCCACAGAUUUGUUCCAGGGUUUCAAAAUGUAAAGAUUUCUGCCUCCGUACCUGGGUUAUAAGCUACUCUUUCACUAUUUUAACAGAGAGAGUUGAAUGUGAGCCAUUUUAUUUUUCAUUGGCUGGACUUCAUGGUGAAAUACUGCAACUCAAGUGGCCCAACAAUACUGGUGUCUCUACAUGUUGACCUUUGUAAAAAAAACGUUUUUGAUCAACGUCUGAGCUUUUGACUUUUCAAGAGUCAAGUUGUAGAGUACAAUGACAUUUUAUACAGUUAAAUUACUUAUUUUUGAUGACACUGGUUUUGUCAAUGAUGUAGAGCACUGUUUGAUAACGUUGAAGUGUGUGUGUGUGUGUGUGUGUGUGUGUGUGUGUGUGUGUGUGUGUGUGUGUGUGUGUGUGUGUGUGUGUGUGUGUGUGUGUGUGUGUGUGUGUGUGUGUGUGUGUGUGUGUGUGUGUGUGUGUGUGUGUGUGUGUGUGUCCGUGUGCUUGUGUGUGGGAGUAUGUGACGACAUUAAUACUCAAAGCACAAGCUAUGAGAGACAGCAAUAGCACUGGUAGUAAUCUUUUUUGAAAUGCUUCUAGAACCCUAAAACUAUAAUUUGCAUAAAAUGUACGUAUGUUUUUGCUUUCCUAACAAUCUACCUCUGAUUCUAAAAAUGUUUCACUUGUCAAAAAAGCAUUCAGGAGCCAUUACUUCUCUCAACUAAUUAACUGUAACAAAACAUUUUUUCUUAUUUUCAUUGUUGAGCUUCUAUCCAUCUUCUCUCUGCUUUACAUAAUGCUCAAUGCUAAAUACUAGCUAUUCGGCAAACUUCCCUAACCCACUUUAUCCUUUUUCUAUGGCAGCCUCAUUCUGGGUUUUCCUCCGCUCUGCCUGACGAGCCUGUAACCUCUAAUGUCCUUUCCCUUAUUUCCUCUGUCCUGUUAAACUCUAUGACGUUGUCUGGUUUCCUCUUCCUGUUCUCUCGCCUGCUUCUCUCCAUUCUGUUUGAGAAUCUGUGUUCCAUCCAUAGAACUAAUCAGAUGAGUUCUAGUUCUAUGGGUCAUCUCUCCUUCUCCAUCCUGUACUCUAGCUUCACUGUUGUUUAUUUGCUGUUGAUCUCUCAAUAAAACAUUGUUUCUGUUUCCCUUUC